Molecule: messenger RNA, 884 nt
Organism: Grammomys surdaster
Lineage: Eukaryota; Metazoa; Chordata; Mammalia; Rodentia; Muridae
Product: histone H1.0-like
Exons: 1
Coding region: 1-852 (283 amino acids)
Biological process (GO): chromosome condensation; negative regulation of DNA recombination; nucleosome assembly
Cellular component (GO): nucleus; nucleosome
Molecular function (GO): double-stranded DNA binding; nucleosomal DNA binding; structural constituent of chromatin
Source: RefSeq, a predicted model, not a curated record
AUGUUAAAAGACGCACAGCUGGGAAAAGGGAGGCCAUGGAGGCGGAGGCGGAGGCGGAGCCAGGCACGGGGCGGGCGAUGGAACGGUGGGGGCUGGGCAUGCAGAGCAGCCCGCGACCGCUGGGAGGACAGGAGCCAAGCUUCGCCCUCGUCCCUGGCAGCCGCACUUUCGUCUGGCCUGCCAGUGGAGCCGGAGAGCAGAUCGCGAGUCAGGUUCUGCAUAGCCUCUGGCGAGGGCUGCUCCUUGAACAGCGGGAGCACGGCCACCGUGACCGAGAACUCCACCUCCACCCCGGCGGCGAAACCCAAGCGGGCCAAGGCCGCCAAGAAGUCCACGGACCACCCCAAGUAUUCAGACAUGAUCGUGGCUGCCAUCCAGGCAGAGAAGAACCGCGCCGGCUCCUCGCGCCAGUCCAUCCAAAAGUACAUCAAGAGCCACUACAAGGUGGAUGAGAAUGCUGACUCCCAGAUCAAGUUGUCCGUCAAGCGACUAGUGACCACCGGUGUUCUCAAGCAAACCAAAGGGGUGGGAGCCUCGGGGUCCUUCAGGCUGGCCAAGGACGAUGAGCCCAAUAGGUCGGUGGCUUUCAAGAAGACCAAGAAGGAAGUCAAGAAAGUGGCCACUCCAAAGAAGGCAGCCAAGCCCAAGAAGGCUGCCUCCAAAGCCCCAAGCAAGAAAUCCAAAGCCACCCCGGUCAAGAAGGCCAAGAAGAAGCCGGCUGCCACGCCCAAGAAAGCCAAAAAGCCCAAGAUUGUCAAAGUCAAGCCAGUCAAGGCAUUCAAACCCAAGAAGGCCAAACCCGUGAAGCCCAAAGCCAAGUCGAGUGCCAAGAGGGCCAGCAAGAAGAAGUGACAGUGAAGGCUUUGCGUGGAGACACUCCUUCC